AUGCCUCUGAAGACUUCCCUGUACUUAAAAUCGGCCACCAUGCGCUGGCCCCGCAAGCAGAAGCGCCGUGAGCUGCUGUCAGUCAACAUGAUCAGCCUACCACUGGGCGACUUCCGUCACCUCUCCCACAUCGGAUUGGAUGCCCACGGUGAUACCUUCGGCGACCUCACAGCCUUCCACCGGACUGGUAGUCUCAUCCUCCACAGCUCUCAAAGCCACCAGGACCUCUACUCCAAAGGGAUCGCCCCACCCCCACCCAAGCCCCCACGACUCCUCAGCCCAGAAGAGAUGGAUGCGCAGUCCGCCGAAACCAGAACCCUUCCCCAGGCUUUCAGGCACAAUAAGUGCCACUCCCUGCCUUUACUGGAUGAUGUGGAGCAUGAUGGGUUGUACCAACAAGAGGAAGUAAAGCAGGAAGAGGAGGGAGGGUUAACGAUGGGUCCGGAUGGAUUUGAAUUGAACGCGGCCCCCCAACAGGUUCCUUGUCCACCAGUGGAGGCCUCUCCAGUGAUCGAGGAAGACUCGUCUUUUGCCCUGAACCUUGAUCUGGGGCCAUCCAUACUAGAAGAUGUCCUGCAGGUGAUGGACCAGCUUUACCAGUGA
Molecule: messenger RNA, 603 nt
Organism: Salvelinus namaycush (lake trout)
Lineage: Eukaryota; Metazoa; Chordata; Actinopteri; Salmoniformes; Salmonidae
Product: cdc42 effector protein 3-like
Exons: 1
Coding region: 1-603 (200 amino acids)
Source: RefSeq, a predicted model, not a curated record